Messenger RNA from Aspergillus thermomutatus, 1890 nucleotides. RefSeq names its product ankyrin repeat domain-containing protein. The transcript is spliced from 2 exons. The coding region runs from base 1 to 1890 and encodes 629 amino acids. Gene Ontology annotation, molecular function: protein binding. Lineage: Eukaryota; Fungi; Ascomycota; Eurotiomycetes; Eurotiales; Aspergillaceae. The record is from RefSeq and is a predicted model, not a curated record.
AUGAAACACGCACUCAAAGGUUACCUCAGCUGCGUUGUUCGCGGGGAAGCUGCCAAGUUACUGCUGGAGGCCACGACUGAUUUUGGCUAUGUUCGUUCCCUGGAGGCAAGUUCGGUGUUUGAGUUUGUGCGGAAGAAGCAGAGUGCAUUGCUCGAGUCAAUUCUUUGCCGAGACAUAGACGUGCACCAAAGAGACAUCCAUGGGCGAACGGCAUUGUUCAAUGCUGUAUUACACAAGCACAUAUCGGGCGUGAUGCUCCUGUUGGAAUUUGGAGCAGACAUCAAUGCGCCAGACGAGCACCAGAUCACUCCCUGUAUAUUGCCGCAGAACAGGGACCCGAAGCAAUCGCAGACGUCUCUGCAUGUUGCCAUAUCGGCCAAUUCGACCAAGGCCGUCUCUCUUCUGAUCGAGCAUGGUGCAAACGUGAAUGCGAUUGAGUCAGGGCAGGAGACUGCUUUACAGCGAUCACUAAGCGACCGGACUGAAGCCGGAAUUUUGAAGCUCCUUCUCGAUGCAGGAGCGGAUUUCACUGCUCCAAACAUCCACGGUAUCGCACCAUUAAAGCUGGUAUGGAUGAGGAGGGCCAAAGAAAAAGGACGGUUGCUCUUGAACGCAAUAGAAGCAAGAGAAACCGCUUCUGACUUGCUAGAAUCACCUACUACCUUGCCACAUGCUGAUAUCUAUGCACAGUAUGAUCUCGCACACCGGCUCUUGGCCCAAGGAGCAGACGUUGGCAAACCGGAAAGGGACACAAGGCGGACCGCAUUGAUGGAAGCGGCGAAACAAGAACAAGACAGCCUUUUCGAUCUGGUGCUGCAAAAGAGUCUCGAUGUCAAUGCAUUAGACCCCUGCGGACGAACGGCACUCUCAUAUGCGGCUGAGCACGGCAGCGAACAUAAAGUACGCUCCUUGCUAAAAAAGAAUGCAUCAGCUGGUAUCUACAGGUCGGGGUCACCUUUGACAUAUGCUGCCAAAAAUCAUCACCUUCAAGUGGUAUUGCUCCUUCUUAGACAGACAAAGGGCGUAGAUCUUGCUGAUGAUAGCCUUCGGUCCGCGGUGACGUCUGCUGUUACCUUUGGUGAUACACAAUUGCUGGAGUUGAUACACGAGAAGGGCAAUCUUGACCAACGCGAUUGGAGGUACCGUGAUCCGGUCCUUCAUCGCACAGCACAACGAGGAGACCUGGCCGGCGUAAAGUGGCUGCUCAACCAAUCUGUCAGUAUUGACGCAGCAGGCAAUGAUAGGCGAACGCCCCUUAUGCUGGCAGUAUAUAGCCGUAAUGACGCAGUUGUUGAACAACUUCUGCAGCACGGAGCCCGGCUUGACGCCCGAGAUUGGAACCAUGCGACUGCCCUUCAUUGGGCCUUGCCACAUUGGACCGACCCGUCACUUGAAACUCCCAAUUCCAAUGCUAUCUUGAGAGCUGACCGCAAUUCCGGGCGUCCUGUUAACUCGAAUAUUGUCAAAAUGCUUGUCGAAGCAGGUGCUGAUUUGGAAGCGAAGAAUGCAUCGGACGAGACUCCCCUGACACGCGCCGCCAUCAAUGGAUCUACGUCAGCUGUUCGCCUGCUCCUCGAGAAAGGAGCAAAUAUCGAAUCGCGCGACCAGUCGGGGUUUUCUCCCUUGCUAUUGGCGGCUUGGAAAGGUCAUACGCCAGUUGUCUGUCUUCUGUUGGAGCACUGUGCAGGGAUUGGUUUCGCCAAUCCAGAUGGAGACACAGCGUUGAUGCUUGCUGCGCGUAAUGGCCACCACGAAACAAUUCUAAGUCUUCUGGCAAGAUCUACCGAAAUCAAUCGCGUCAAUCACGCUCACCGAACCCCUUUGGCAUGCGCAAGUCAACUUGCCGGAUCAUACAGGUCGAACUCCGCUUCAUUGGGCCGUGCAAAAUGA